Odocoileus virginianus texanus is the source of this 970-nucleotide messenger RNA. The record is from RefSeq and is a predicted model, not a curated record. NCBI's taxonomy places the organism in Eukaryota, Metazoa, Chordata, Mammalia, Artiodactyla, Cervidae.
UUUAGCGUCUCCGCUUCGACGCGAGCGAUUCUACAGCCAAUUCCCGAAGCUGAGACUUGGUAGGUGCGGCCGACCAUUGGAAACGUGAGAACUGUGAAGACACAUGGACGAAGAAGCCCAGAAGAGGAAAGAACAGGAGUCAGGCAUGGCUCUUUCUCAGGCACAAUUGACCUUCAAGGAUGUGUUCAUAGAUUUCACUCCUGAGGAAUGGGAAUGCCUGGACCCUGCCCAGAGGACCUUGUACAAGGACGUGAUGGUGGAGACUCUCAGGAAUCUGCUCUCUGUAGAUAUGUCUCAUAUAGAUCAGAUCAAGAAAUUACAGGCAAAAGGAAACAGUGGUAAAGGGGAAAUUUUUCAAAGAGUGAUGUUUGGAAGAGCUGAAAGCCUUGACAUCAAAGAUUUUCACCUCAGGAAGAUCCAGGAAAAUAUACAUGACUUUGAUUGUCUGUGGACAGAUGAUGAAAGAAAUGACAAAGGAAUGUCUAUAUCCCAUAACAAAAACCUCACUGAUGGAAGAGAUCAUCCUAGUAGCAGUGAUGUAGGAAAUAGAGCUUUUGAAAGGCACAGAGCAAGCUUUCAGGAUGAAUUGCAGAUGGUACAAUCUGAAGGGAUAAUUUUUGAAUGUAGUCAAGUUGUGACAAAUGUUAGCGCCUCAGGUUUAUCACCUCAGAGAACUCGUAAUGUGUGCGAAGGGUUUUCUCAUAAACCUGAGAAUGCUGUCAUGCAUCUUUCAGAACUGUUACCGGACCAUGAAACACAAAAGAAAAGACGUUACAAAUGUACUGAGUGUGACAUAACCUUUCUUGAGGACUCAGAACUCACUAGACAUCAAAGAAUCCAUACCGGAGGAAAACCAUAUAAAUGCAACGUGUGUGGCAAGGCUUUUAAUCAAACUACAGAACUUGCAAUUCAUUGGAGAAUUCAUACUGAAGAGAAACCACAUAAAUGUGAUGUAUGUGGCAAGGCCUUU